AUGGGAUCUACAGGACUAUGUUUUUAUGGACACUGUAUUGUAAUGUUCCUUUUUCAGAUGAUUACAUCAAGCUCAGAACGAUUCACAGUGACUGGCCUGGAGGGGCCAGUCUUGGCUCCAUUGGGUGGAAACCUUGAACUCAGUUGUCAGUUGUCCCCACCACAACAAGCACAGCACAUGGAGAUCCGCUGGUUCCGGAACCUGUAUACAGAGCCUGUGCACCUGUACAGAGAUGGUAAAGACGUGUUUGGAAAAAUUAUCUCCAAGUACGUGGAGCGGACAGAACUCCUGAGAGAUCUGAUUGGUGAAGGCAAAGUGACCCUCAGGAUCUUUAAUGUGACUAUUGAUGAUGACGGAUCUUACCACUGUGUCUUCAAAGCUGGUGAUUUCUAUGAAGAGCACAUCACAGAGGUCAAGGUCACAGCCGUAAACUUACAAGUGCAGAUUCACGCGCACCCUCCAACUACCAAAGGUGUGAUAGUGGAGUGUCAGUCUGGAGGUUGGUUCCCAAGGCCGCUCGUGGAGUGGAGAGACAGCAGAGGAGCCGUCAUUCCAGCUGCAUCAAAAUCCCAGUCACAGGAUAGAGACAGACUCUUCAACACGAAGAUAUCCCUUCUCAUUAGAGAUGGCUCCUUUCAGAAAGUCACUUGCUGCCUUCAGAACCCUCUCACAGGCCAAGAGGAAAGGACAAGUGUUAUCCUAUCAGAUAAAUUUUUUUCAUGGAAUAAGAUUUGGAAAAUGAUUCUAGGCAUAAUACUACUUGUGAUGGUGUUCUCCAUUUUGGUUUCCAGUUGUCUGCUACAUCAAAGACAUAACUAUGAUUUCAGGAAGUGGGAUGCUCCUUGGGUGAUAGGAAUAUUAAUAAUGACAUCUUCAGUGGUGAUUGUCAUAUCAAGCAUGGUGUAUUUACAUAUGAAACAAAGAGUUCCUGUUUCAGAUAUACAUUUUGAAUUGGAUACUUUGUGGUUGGAAGACAUAAGUGUAAUCUUGUGUGCGCUGAUGGUUUCUGCCACCAUGCUCAUUUCCUAUAUGUACUUCAGAUUGAGAGAUUGGUCCCAGCAUAAUCAUCAUCAGAAAGGCCUCACCCAGACACUGAUGGAUACAGAUGCAGAGACCCACAAUCAGACAUUAAGCAGAGUCAGAGAAUCCCGUGGAAGGGAGAGAAAAGAUUAUAGGAACCAGAGAAGUCAAGGACACCACGAGGAGACCUACGGAAUCAAUGAACCUGGGCUCACAUGGGCUCACAGAGACUGA
Molecule: messenger RNA, 1254 nt
Organism: Meriones unguiculatus (Mongolian gerbil)
Lineage: Eukaryota; Metazoa; Chordata; Mammalia; Rodentia; Muridae
Product: selection and upkeep of intraepithelial T-cells protein 1-like
Exons: 7
Coding region: 1-1254 (417 amino acids)
Biological process (GO): T cell receptor signaling pathway; regulation of cytokine production
Cellular component (GO): external side of plasma membrane
Molecular function (GO): signaling receptor binding
Source: RefSeq, a predicted model, not a curated record